Molecule: messenger RNA, 405 nt
Organism: Echinococcus granulosus
Lineage: Eukaryota; Metazoa; Platyhelminthes; Cestoda; Cyclophyllidea; Taeniidae
Product: Transcription initiation factor IIA subunit 2
Exons: 3
Coding region: 1-405 (134 amino acids)
Biological process (GO): RNA polymerase II preinitiation complex assembly; transcription initiation at RNA polymerase II promoter
Cellular component (GO): transcription factor TFIIA complex
Molecular function (GO): RNA polymerase II general transcription initiation factor activity; TBP-class protein binding
Source: RefSeq, a predicted model, not a curated record
AUGGAACCAAUCAAACUCGCGAUUGACGACACGAAAGGUGGACUGUGCAAAAUUUGUGAAAUCAUGAAAAAGUUCGACCAGUGCAUCUGCACAGCGCUAUCGACCCAAGUAAAGGCGAGACUGAAUCUUCAAGGCUACCUGAACGCCUAUAGGAACUGCGAUAACGUUUGGACACUCGUGCUGAAUAAUGUAGAAAUUAAAGACGGUUCCGGGGCCAUGCAUGUCGACAAGAUGAAAAUCGUUGCUUGUGAAGGAAAGCACUCCAAAAGUGCGCCUGCUCAGGGAUCACAGAAGACGACCGCCAACGCAAGUCGUGUUGGUUCCGGUUACUCUGGGCCAGCGCAACAUGGCGACGCCGAUUCGGGCAAUGUCGACGAGGACCGAUCGGAUGAGGACGUAUUGUAG